Molecule: messenger RNA, 625 nt
Organism: Gossypium arboreum
Lineage: Eukaryota; Viridiplantae; Streptophyta; Magnoliopsida; Malvales; Malvaceae
Product: 60S ribosomal protein L37a
Exons: 5
Coding region: 113-391 (92 amino acids)
Biological process (GO): translation
Cellular component (GO): ribosome
Molecular function (GO): structural constituent of ribosome
Source: RefSeq, a predicted model, not a curated record
AAAACCGAGCAAGAAAAACCCUAAAUUUUUCUUUGAUUUUGUUGCAUUCUCUCGACGAGCCGUUUCUCACUUCAGCGACCAGACAGUCAGAGAUCCUCCCAAUCAAACAACAAUGACAAAGAGAACCAAGAAGGCUGGAAUUGUUGGAAAAUAUGGUACUCGUUAUGGUGCCAGUUUGAGGAAGCAAAUUAAGAAGAUGGAGGUUAGUCAACACAGCAAGUACUUCUGUGAGUUCUGUGGAAAGUAUGCGGUGAAGAGAAAAGCUGUCGGUAUCUGGGGAUGCAAGGAUUGCGGGAAAGUCAAAGCAGGCGGUGCUUAUACUUUGAACACUGCUAGCGCUGUGACUGUGAGGAGUACCAUCAGGAGGCUGAGGGAGCAAACUGAGAGCUGAGCCACCACUGGUGAUUGAUUUAUAUUCUACUUUCAUAGGAUGUUGUUUUGCAUGUUUUAGCUAUGAGACUUAAUUGAGACCUUUUUUUGACAAUGAUGUUCGUGCUAUGUGUUCUCAUUUUUUUAUCUGAGUCUGGUUUUAGAACUUUAUUUAAGUUCAAUUAUUUGCUUCAUUCGACAUUAUCUUGUUAUUUUCACAUCAAAUUAUGGCAUUCUUGAUUCUUUGUCUUGCUCA